GGUUCCUCCCCCUCGCCAUGGCCGCAGCUCCUGCACCCUUUGCCCCGGCCACUGCGGCUCAGCCCCGAGCCUGAUCCGCGCGGGCACCCACGAGCACCCGGAGAAUCCCGCGGAGCUGGAAAGCGGCUGCGAGAGGACCGGAAGAGACCCUCCCCCGGACCUGAACUUGGCCGGGGGCAGAGGAAUCACAGGACGUGCAGAGGUUUGCCGUGCUAUGGUGAAGCUAAAGACAAGAGCCAAAUCAAUUUUUGCAGUUACUUUCUUUUGAGAGAAGUACAUUACCUGCCUUAUUCGGUAUGGCUAAGAGUGCCGAAGUUAAGUUGGCAGUGUUUGGCCGAGCAGGUGUGGGGAAAUCAGCUCUGGUAGUAAGAUUUCUGACCAAACGGUUCAUCUGGGAAUAUGACCCAACCCUCGAAUCAACUUAUCGGCAUCAAGCAACGAUUGAUGAUGAAGUUCUUUCCGUGGACAUACUAGACACAGCUGGUCAGGAGGAUGCUAUUCAGAGGGAAGGACAUGUGAGAUGGGGAGAAGGUUUUGUGCUGGUCUAUGACAUUACUGACCGGGGAAGCUUUGAGGAUGUGCUCCCACUUAAGAACUUGCUGGAUGAGAUCAAAAAGCCUAAGAAUGUGACUCUGAUCUUAGUGGGAAACAAAGCUGACCUAGACCAUUCUAGACAAGUUAGUACCGAAGAAGGAGAGAAGCUGGCUACUGAUCUGGCCUGUGCAUUUUAUGAGUGUUCUGCUUGCACCGGAGAAGGGAAUAUCACAGAGGUUUUCUAUGAGCUGUGCCGGGAGGUCCGGCGUCGGAAGAUGGUCCAGGGCAAGACAAGGAGGCGAAGCUCUACCACACAUGUCAAGCAGGCAAUUAACAAGAUGCUCACCAAAAUCAGCAGUUAAAGGGCUAUGUUUCCUGGGGAAUCCAUGCUACAACAGGGUUGGCUAUUUGAAAAUGCAAACCAAAUGGCCAAAUGGUUGUUUCUCUCUCUUUCUCUCUUAUUUCCAUCACCCCCCCCCCCCUUGCCUAUUCUUCCCCCUCUGAAAAAAAGAAAAAAAAAAAGAUAAAAGAAAAUGCACUAUCACCUCUUUUGGCAAAGGGGGAAUUCUGUCCCCUAGGUUCAUAUACUUCAGUUAUUACAGUAUGUUUAUGCUUAUAAGGUUUUCAGCUUUUCUCUUUGCAUAUAGUACAUUCAGAGAGACAUCACCUUGUUUUAGGAUAUGGCCAGUAUGAAUAGGAUUGUGUGUCUUUCAGAAAUUCAUAUCAAAUUAGGACAAUUCUAGGACUGGAGUCCAUUCAAAAGUAUCUCUUCCAUUUCCACAGUAGAAUUUGAUUUCCAUUUGUAGAAUGGGUUCUAUUGUCACCUGAUUGGCUCAAGAUCUUUUUCCAUGGAUAUAUUGUAUGAACAGCUGUGUAAUGAUCAAAAUGAAUAAAAUAAUGCCAGGUCAGGGGACAUUUCUCAGCUCUUUUUUCCUGCACCCAAAAUAGGGAUAAAAUGUACUGUAACUGAAAACCUAUCAGACCCUUCUUUAUUGAUGCACUACCCCCAAAAUGUUUUUUCCUAUUCUCUUGUUCCCACCUCAUUAAAUUAAAAGUUUAGAAUAACUGAUGUUAGAAAGUACUGUUCUUCACAUCCUAAAUUUGUCCUCAUUCUACUUACUUGGAAAUAUGCAGCUAAUUGACAUUCACAGUAAACAUCCAUUGCCUCAUAGGAAAAACAAAAAUUACCCUGAAUAUGACACUGGAGUACUCUUUCUUUUGAAGAUUACUAUGCAAAUAAAUUAUUUUUUAAAAUAUGGCAAGGGAUAUCUGUAGUGGCUGUGGGGUUACACGGCAUGGCAAAUUUGGGACAAUAUAGAUAGACAGAAAGUAUAGAUAAUAAAAUUAAAAGUACUUGAGGGCCCAGAUUAGCUAAAUUGACUAUCUAAAAUUCCGAAUGAUUCCCAAUUAAACCGAAUCUGAUAUAUCUUUCACUUUAAAUAUCUUUGAGACUUUGCAAGUCAGAAAUUUUGUGAUCGUUUAUUUCCAAACUAUGAUAUUUGCAAGAAUUAUAAAGUAUACAAAACCUUGGAAAUGGUAGUAGUUCCUUAUACAUUUUUACAAGUAGUAUGCCAGUAAAGCCAUCCUCUGACAUGUACAUCAUCGUCUAAGCUGUGGGUUCUCAAAGUUAUUGCCUACAGAGUGUAAGCUGUCAGGUUCUCCCAAGCUAGAGAGAAGUCUUAUACUGGGCAGAUGGUAGAUUUUCUCCCAAGGUGUGGUCUAAUUAAAUUCAGAGAAGCCCAUCCUCAAAAGUUGAUGACUAAUUUUUUGGCUAUGGCAAAUCAUGAAAGCAUAUUUUGAGAUGUAGAGGGGCUGAGGGGUAUUGAAGUAUGCCUGAGCAUAUAUAAAAAGGAAUUUUCACAUAGGUAAGUUAGUGAUUAUCAAUGUCUGUAUGAGGAUUAAUGGUUUAGAAAGCAAU
Molecule: messenger RNA, 2452 nt
Organism: Vombatus ursinus (common wombat)
Lineage: Eukaryota; Metazoa; Chordata; Mammalia; Diprotodontia; Vombatidae
Gene: RERG
Product: RAS like estrogen regulated growth inhibitor
Exons: 5
Coding region: 297-896 (199 amino acids)
Molecular function (GO): GTPase activity; GTP binding
Source: RefSeq, a predicted model, not a curated record